Salvia hispanica is the source of this 1186-nucleotide messenger RNA. Its product is annotated as senescence-specific cysteine protease SAG39-like. Gene Ontology annotation, biological process: proteolysis. Gene Ontology annotation, molecular function: cysteine-type peptidase activity. Lineage: Eukaryota; Viridiplantae; Streptophyta; Magnoliopsida; Lamiales; Lamiaceae. The record is from RefSeq and is a predicted model, not a curated record.
AUCCUCUAGAAAUACCUUCCUCACUUCUCUUCAACUCCUCACAUAAAAAAAAAACACUUAAAAAUUUCUAACAUGGCACCAACACUUUUAGCUAAGCUAAUUAUCUUCACUGCAUUUUUUCUACUUCAGGUUUGGGCUUCCGAGAGCGCAGCCGCCCGCACCUCAUUAAUGGCGGAUCGUCACCAGCAGUGGAUGGCAGAAGUCGGCCGCACCUACAAAGACGCCACGAACAUGGCCCCCAGAUUCAAAAUAUUCAAGGCCAACGCAGCCUUCAUCGACGCAUUCAAUGCCGCCGGAAACCGCUCUUAUACCCUCGCCAUCAACGAAUUCGCCGAUCUCACAAAUGAGGAAUUCCUGUCGACUAGAACUGGACUCGACAUGGGAUCUCAUUCUCACCGAAACUCUUCUUCUUCGUUCAUGUACGCUGACGUCGCUGAUGCUCCGGCCAGCGUCGACUGGAGAACCAAGGGCGCCGUCACCGAUGUUAAGAAUCAAGGCCACUGCAGAAGUUGUUGGGCAUUUUCAGCAGUUGCAGCAACAGAAGGCAUAAACCAGCUGACUACCAGGGAUCUGGUUUCUUUGUCCGAACAAGAGCUCAUUGAUUGCGACAAUACCCAAAGCCUAGGAUGCCGCGGCGGAUAUCCCGACAAAGCGUUCCAGUACAUCGCCGAUAACAACGGCCUCUCACCCGACUCAGACUACAUCUACGAAGCAACCGAUGGAAGUUGCAGCCCUGAGCGAGCGACUUCCCGCGCCGGCAAGAUCAGCGGGUACGAGAAUGUCCCGGCCAACGACGAGGCGGCGCUGAUGAAGGCCGUGGCUAACCAGCCCGUCUCUGUCGUCAUUGAUGCUGGCGGAGCCGGGUUUCGGUUCCACAACAGCGGCGUCUUCACGGGAGAGUGCGGGACGGAGAUGAACCAUGCGGUGACGGUCGUCGGCUACGGCGAAAGUAGCGACGGAAUUAAGUAUUGGUUGGUGAAGAAUUCGUGGGGAACGGGAUGGGGAGAGGAUGGAUAUGUGAGGAUUCAAAGGGAGAGUGGAAAUGUUGAAGGACUUUGUGGCAUUGCUAAGUGGGCAUCCUAUCCCGUUGCUUAAGUUAUUAUUAUUAUUAUUAUUAUUAUUAUUAUUAUUAUUAUUAUUAUUAUUAUUAUUAUUAUUAUAAAAGUGUCACGCACAUAAAAAAAUA